Molecule: messenger RNA, 435 nt
Organism: Mytilus trossulus (common blue mussel)
Lineage: Eukaryota; Metazoa; Mollusca; Bivalvia; Mytilida; Mytilidae
Exons: 2
Coding region: 1-435 (144 amino acids)
Source: RefSeq, a predicted model, not a curated record
AUGUGCCGAUUUCCGUUGCAGGGUUGUAUAGACGUGUUCUGGGAGACAGCAGAUACAUACCAAACUCCUGUUAUAGCUCUUGUUGCAAUCACAUGUCUGAUUCAGGUGUCCCAGAUAAUAGCAACUUGUUACAACAGAAUUGUCAAAUCGAAUAAAUCCAUCAACAAAAUAACAGACCAAAGGGAUACUAAAAAUUACAACAAUGUUUCUCCAUCUAAAAACAACCGAAAACUAGGAAUGAAAAACACUGUAUAUUCGGAAGAAAAAAUGUGGUAUCCUGAAGUUGAGAGAAACUAUUUUAAUUCCCCACAGAAACAUGCAUGGGAUACAAAAAGUAGAAAUAAAAGUUUACACGAAGGAGAAAAAUGGUAUGCCGGUGUCAGACAAGAACCUAUGAAAAGACCAGAUAGGUCCUUAGUCAUGGACAUUAAGUAG